Messenger RNA from Stegastes partitus (bicolor damselfish), 1804 nucleotides. RefSeq names its product solute carrier family 23 member 1 (gene slc23a1). The record is from RefSeq and is a predicted model, not a curated record. Lineage: Eukaryota; Metazoa; Chordata; Actinopteri; Pomacentridae. Gene Ontology annotation, molecular function: transmembrane transporter activity. Gene Ontology annotation, biological process: transmembrane transport. The transcript has 13 exons. Bases 1 to 1722 code for a protein of 573 amino acids. Gene Ontology annotation, cellular component: membrane.
AUGGGACCGCAGACAGCGGCAUCAGACAUGAUUUACACCAUCGAGGAUGUCCCACCCUGGUACCUGUGUAUUCUACUGGGACUCCAGCAUUACCUGACUUGUUUCAGUGGCACUGUAGCGGUGCCUUUUCUCCUGGCUGAGGCCAUGUGUGUUGGUCGAGACCAAAGCACCAUCAGUCAGCUGAUUGGAACCAUUUUCACCACUGUUGGAAUCACAACUCUGAUCCAAACCACCGUGGGAGUCAGACUCCCUCUGUUUCAGGCCAGUGCAUUUGCAUUCCUGAUUCCCGCUCAGGCGAUCCUCAGUCUGGACAGGUGGAAGUGUCCCCCUGAAGAGAUUUAUGGGAACUGGAGUCUUCCACUGAAUACCUCACACAUCUGGCAGCCUCGUAUCAGAGAGAUUCAGGGGGCCAUCGUGGUGUCCAGCCUAGUGGAGGUACUGAUUGGUCUGUGUGGGCUUCCUGGUCUGCUGCUCGAGUACAUCGGUCCGCUGACCAUCACUCCAACUGUCUCAUUGAUUGGCCUGUCGGUGUUCACCACCGCUGGAGACAGAGCAGGGUCCCACUGGGGCCUGUCUGUGCUGUGUAUUUUGCUGAUCGUGCUGUUUGCUCAGUACCUGAGAGCAACAUCACUUCCUGUUCCUGUUUACAGCAGAGAGAAAGGACUGACAUUGACCAGAGUCCAGAUCUUCAAGAUGUUUCCUAUCAUCCUCGCCAUCAUGGUGGUUUGGCUUGUCUGCUACAUCCUGACUCUAACUAACCUGUUGCCAAGUGACCCUGAUCGCUAUGGGCACAAAGGUCGGACUGAUGCCCGUGGUGACAUCAUGACCUCAUCACCCUGGUUCAGGGUGCCGUACCCUUGCCAGUGGGGGUUACCGGUGGUAACGGUUGCUGGAGUGCUGGGGAUGCUGAGUGCAACCAUGGCAGGUAUCGUGGAAUCGAUCGGAGAUUACUACAUAUGCGCUCGUCUUUCUGGAGCCACGCCCCCACCGGUACACGCUAUCAACAGAGGAAUUUUCACUGAGGGUGUCUGCUGCAUCAUCGCUGGUCUGUUAGGGACAGGAAACGGCUCCACCUCCUCCAGUCCAAAUAUUGGCGUCCUGGGACUCACCAAGGUGGGCAGCAGGCGGGUGGUGCAGUACGGAGCUGGCAUCAUGUUCCUACUUGGAUCUGUCGGGAAGUUUACAGCCCUGUUCGCCUCGCUGCCAGACCCGAUACUCGGAGGUCUGUUCUGCACUCUGUUUGGUAUGAUCACAGCUGUUGGCCUGUCCAACCUACAGCUGGUGGAUCUGAACUCAUCCAGAAACCUGUUUGUUCUCGGGUUCUCCAUGUUCUUCGGUCUGACACUGCCUACGUACCUGGACACACACCCCAACUCCAUCAGAACAGGUUUUGCAGAGCUCGAUCAGAUCCUGACAGUUCUUCUUUCCACUGAAAUGUUUGUUGGAGGUUUUCUGGCUUUUUGUCUCGACAACUCAAUACCAGGUUCCCGUCAGGAGCGUGGGCUGGUUGGCUGGAGGUCCUCCGACUCAUCCUCUUCCUGCUCCUAUGACCUGCCUGUCGGGAUGGACAUGGUCAGACGGACUCGCUGGCUCCGACGGUUUCCCAUCAGCCCCUCCUUCACAGGUUUCAGGGCAUCCAAUGAUGUGCCGCCACCUGAACAGGAGGAGGAAGGGGAAGAGGAGGGAGCUGCUGACGUCCACCUGUCCAGCACCAAGGUGUGAGGAUGACAUCAUCCUCACACCUGCCAGGUGGCUGAACUGAGAGCUGGAAGCUGUUGUGUCCAUAUCACACUGUAUCACUUUA